This is a messenger RNA of Trichomonas vaginalis G3, 627 nucleotides long. RefSeq names its product calcium ion binding. The transcript has a single exon. Lineage: Eukaryota; Parabasalia; Trichomonadida; Trichomonadidae. The record is from RefSeq and is a predicted model, not a curated record. The coding region runs from base 1 to 627 and encodes 208 amino acids. Gene Ontology annotation, molecular function: protein binding.
AUGCCAGAUGAUGCAUCCAUGAAAUAUGCAAUAGCUUCACACAACAUAGAUUUUGUAACAUUUUUAAUGUAUGAAUAUCACAUAAGAAUUGAUUUGAAAGAAUGUGCAAAGUUUAAUAAUCUCAAUGCAUUUUUUGUUCAUUUUGAUCAAACUAAUGAUAUCAAUGAUGAUGGAAUUCCAUCUCUUUUUGAAUUAUUCAAAUCGCAAGGAUCUGAUAUCAAUGCAAAAAGUAUAACCUUGGGAUAUUCUGCACUUCAUUCGACAUCUAAAUAUAAUUGCAUUGAGGAAUCAAAAUUAUUGAUUUCAUAUGGGAUUAACAUCAAUGCAAAAGAUAAUCAAGGGAAAACUCCUUUAAUUGUUGCGUCAAAAUCUAAUCAUGAAGAAAUGGUUGCACUCCUGGUAUCAUAUGGCGCCGAUGUAAAUGAAAAAGAUAAUACUGGACAGACAGCACUUCAUUAUGCUGCAGCGAUUGAUAAUGAUAAAGCUAUAGAUAUACUUCUUUCACAUGAUGCUGAUAUAAAUGCAGAAGAUAAUAAUGGGGAAAAGCCAGCAUUACGCUUGCAUAAGAAAUUAGUUCAUGGUUUCCAUGCAGUAUCAAAAUAUUUUCACUUUUGGAACCCUAAUUAG